AUGGGAUUAUUGAGCCGACUUCGCCGGCGCUCUAAGAGCCAAAGCCGUGCGGGGAACGCCGUCAGUUACGAGCAGCACCUCCGCAUGCACAGCGACCCUCCUCCUUUGCCCGCCAACGCUGUUUAUCUCUUCAAGCAGCUCCCAAAUCCCGUGCUUGCGCGCAUCCUGUCCUUUGUCUGCCCCCAUGCCGCCGACGGUUCCUAUGAUACCUCUGAGGAGUCAAUGACAGAAGAUGGCUGCAUGCUUUGUGACAUGCGUGACCUUGCGCACUGCGCUCUGGUCUGCAGACGCUGGUACAGUGUUGCUCGGUCUAUGCUAUACUCCCAUGUCCGCAUCGACGCAGUCCACUACUGCGAACUAGAAGAGAUACUAGCGGCCAAGCGAAAGCGCCGUUCACGCUUCGACCGCAAUGCCGACCCCAUCGACCCUCCGCAAGUACGCCUCUCCCUCUUCAUGCGCACAGUUCGACUCUCGCGCGAUUUAGGCAACCAGGUCCUGUCUCUACGCAUGCCAUACAUGACCCGCGAGGCGAACAAAGCUGAGAUUGCUCGAACCAUCUCCGUCCUGCCCAAUCUCCGCUACGUCGACCUCCCCUCGGGCUUCUACAGCGACGACCCGUCCUGCCUCACCCUUAAACAAGAAGUUAUGGUCCGCUGCCCAGACCUCCGCCGCAUGACCUACCGCAGCGGCGCAGAGGGCUCCUUCGCCCAACUCCCAGGUUCAGGCCUCUGGACAAACCUCGAGGUCCUAGAGCUGUCUAACCUCCAAAUUGAACCAUCCACCCUCCGCCUCUCCCUGGCCUCCUUCCCUUACCUCCGCGACCUCACAAUCGACAACACCCCAUAUCUCGACGACUCCAUCUUCUCCACAACCACCGACCAAACCCUCCCUCCCUUCCCCGCAAUCCAACGCCUCACCCUCCGCAACACACCCAACAUAACAACAAGAGGCCUACUCUCCUUCCUCGGCCACCCAAAACCACGCAACAACCUCCAAUCCCUAACCCUCUCCUCAACCGGCGUCUCUCCAGCAACCCUCCACGCAGUCGUCGCCGCCGCGCCCAACCUCACAGCCCUCCUAACAACCCAAGAAGUAACCCGCUCCUUCCCCCCGGAGAAGAUCCCCCCGCUGGCCUCCCGCUCCCUCCAACUCCUCCACUACGAAAUCACCUCCGACCCGGGCUCCUACGGCGUCCUCCCACGAGCCGCCGGCUACUACACAUACCUAAUUUCAACCCUAAUGUCCAAUUCGCUCCCCGCGCUCCGGGAUCUCUACGUCCGCGACGCAGACUUCCCCGAAGCCCUCCUUAUUGCCCCUCCCCCGCGCCUAUUCGGCGGCGGCGAAUCAGGACCGCAAUUCAUGGGCGGUGGACUGGCCCGGCCUCUAAACGUCUACAGCAAGGGUCUCGAUGAGCUAGAGUGGAAUUUCACGCCUUACGAGCCAUUGGGGAGUUCUACGCGGGGUCGACGGGAUAGUGUGACGAGGCCUGUCAGUUUCCAUGACGCGUCGCUGAGUCAACGAUGGGGAGGAGAUGCGAGGAAGAGUGUGCUUGUGGGCAAUGGAUUUGGUGGCUAUCUGGCUGUUCCGGUUGAGGAUGGACGGCCGAAGAGCAGCGGCGGGUUUAAGAGGGAUAGCAAGGGCGAUUUGUGGCGGUAG
This is a messenger RNA of Aspergillus puulaauensis, 1656 nucleotides long. Its product is annotated as F-box domain protein. Gene Ontology annotation, molecular function: protein binding. The record is from RefSeq and is a predicted model, not a curated record. NCBI's taxonomy places the organism in Eukaryota, Fungi, Ascomycota, Eurotiomycetes, Eurotiales, Aspergillaceae. The transcript is spliced from 2 exons. The coding region runs from base 1 to 1656 and encodes 551 amino acids.